This is a messenger RNA of Cicer arietinum (chickpea), 543 nucleotides long. The record is from RefSeq and is a predicted model, not a curated record. NCBI's taxonomy places the organism in Eukaryota, Viridiplantae, Streptophyta, Magnoliopsida, Fabales, Fabaceae.
CCGUUUAAAUUGGGUAUGGUAUAGUUGGACAUGUAAUUCUCUUUGUUAAUAAUGGUUGAAGUAGUUCUCCUAACCUGUCUCAACAUUACAAAGGCUGAUGAAUCUCAAUUGUGGCACUCUAGGUAUGGCCACUUAAAUUUCAAAGGCAUGAAAUUGUUGCAUCAAAAGGGUACGGUGAAGGAGUUGUCUAAGCUUGAAGAGUCAACAAAAGUGUGUAGCGGUUGUAUGGUGGGAAAACAACAAUAUAAUCAUUCCCUAAGGCCAGUUCUUGGAGAGCAACUCAUAAAUGAAAGAUUAUGAUUGAGCUAAAAUCGAGGUCGGAUUUUUUCUAAGAAGGAGGGAAUGAUGAGGACCUAAAAUGAGCUAAUUAGGAGGAUACAUUUUUCUUUUUUUAAUUUCAAGUCAAUAAUUUUUAAUAGUUUUUAGUUUUAUUUGUGUUUAAUUUGAAUUGCAAUAAUUUUAGUUAAGUAGUGUAAAUCUAAUAUGGGUCUAGAGAAUUGUGUUUUGGCCCAUUUUAGGAAUAUGAUAAAUUCUUAUUUAAAU